Adineta steineri is the source of this 255-nucleotide messenger RNA. The record is from the annotation of a GenBank genome assembly. Lineage: Eukaryota; Metazoa; Rotifera; Eurotatoria; Adinetida; Adinetidae.
AUGGAAUAUUAUGUCGUCAAUAAUUUUCAAAUGAAAGAAAAAUAUUGUGGAACACAUCGAGUAUCUUUUCUUUCGACAUCCACGAUUAUGACUACUAGUCAAAUAGCAAUCAAUUUAACAAGUGCAGAAAUCAAAUAUAAAUGUAAUUCAUCAUCAAUAUCACUUGAUGAACAAUAUGAAAAUAUAUUAAAUUCAAUUCGCUCAAUGAAAGCAUAUAAGAGAAUAUUGCGUUUCUACAGUCAACAUUUAUCUUAG